AUGCAAUGUUCAUCCCUGGUAUCAACAAUAAUGGGCUCACCGAAACCGGAAUCGAAAGAUUCAUUACCGCUAUAUCGAACUGUUCCAAUGAAAGUUUCGCUGCUCUUGAAUAGCGAAAGCGGGGAAACAGUGGAAACAAUGCCGAUUAGCCCCGAUUCAUUGAAAGUGGAAAACGAACACCUGAUUUCACCUUCUAUCGCUAAGGAAAGCACGCCUGCUUCUGUUAAGUCAGAUGACUACGAGUCUGUCAGUGAUGAGCUCAAGAAGUUGACGUACACAAACCUUUUGAGGAGUCAUGUUCAAAAACGAUUGCCGGAUGUUGACUGGGAUGAAAUCGUGCGCUACGUUGAAACCUUGACAUUACCCACAGACUUUACGAAACCGGAAAUCGAGCUUAUCGUCCUGGAAUGGUACAAGGAAGGGCCAGUAAAUCACCGAAUGCUUGAAUAUGAAUGUUUUGCUCGCACGCGUCGGGAGAUCCAUCUGAAGAUCUGCGCUUUAGAAGAUCUUUACGGUCUAAAGAGGGAGGAGCUUGAAUGUCUGCAAAUCAUAGCAAUGGAAGUCUGCAAUGAGUUACAAUUGUUUCUCUUAAGUGAUAUCAAACCGAUGUUGCCACAUAUGUCGACUUCUAACAUAGCGGGAAUGAUAUCCAAACAUUACAAAUACAAAAAUCGUUGGCUGGAUCGUGAGGUUGAGUUUAUUUCCGAUUGUAUUGAGAGAGAAGAACUGCGUGAGCUGAUCUUAGAAGCUCUUGUAUUCAGAAAGCCUUACGAGAUCCGAAACAAAAUCGACUCAGUGAAGAGGAGACUCCGGAGACAAUCUACACCUCCUAUCAAGAAAGAACCUUCUCCGGUGGUAAUUGCUUACGAGAGUAAGCUUUCAGAGUUGAUGAACAGUGAUUUGACACUUACAGGGAUUCGACUGGUAAUGGGAUCGCGCAACUUGAACCGAGUUGUUCAGGAUAUUCAAAGUCGGAAGAAACGUGACAUUGCUUUACCCUUUACGUACCCAGAAACCGAGUUUCUACGCCAUAGUUUGACUAACAAUAUGCCGAUGGCUGAUAUAAUGAAAGAAUUGGUAAUCCGGUCGGAGGAAGAGGUGGUGGCCAAGCUUAAAACUCUACAAAUGGCUUGUGUUCGACAGAAAAAAUUUACAAAUACUGUUGAACGCUUAAUUUAUGAAGCUCAAUGGUAUAUGGCUAUUGCAGAUGGAGAAAGUGGCGGACGUCCCAAGAGACGCACUAGGAACAAUGUUGAACUUGACGAUCUUCGAAAGGAAGCGUUGACAAAAAAGAAAAAAGUUGAACGUACGUUGACUCCAGAAGAAAUUAGUGAAAAGCAAAAGCGCUCUGAAAUACGCACGCAGAGACGAAUUGAGCUGCUCCGAAGAAAGGCAGAAGAAAACGAACUCCGUAAGAAAAAGGCAAGUAUGCGUGGAAGAAAGCUCCGGAGUACAAGAAAACAGGAAGCUGAAUCUAGAGUGGCUGCGUUGAUUGAAGAGGCACGCUGGUUUCAAAGUGUUACAGGAGAUGGCACAUGUGUGAAAGAAGGUGAGAAAAGAAAGAGGAGACCUGUUUUCCAUUUAGUGCCAGAAUUCAAAAAUCGACAACAAUUGAAGAACGCACAGAAACGACUCGUGGAGAAGAAGAAAGAGGUGAAAAAGAAAAGAGGUCGUGGCAGACCUAGACGUACACCAUCUUCUGAUGUCGAUGAUAGCACCAGCGACUCGGACUCCGAAGACGAUUUGGAAAAACUUCAACACGCUAUUGAUAGUGAUGAGUCGGAUGAGUUUGCUUGUGUGAGCUCUUUUGAUCCUACCGACAUUAUUCAUGACUCAUUAGUUCCACUUAGUGGAAGACAGCUUUUCAACAACGCGAUCACAUCGGGCUCUGUCAAUCCACAACCAGUAUCCUUCAGCGAUGAUGUACUGGUUAUGAUACAAAGCAAUCAGUACUUACCGGUGAAUGAUACGGUUGCAGCGAAAGUUAUAAAAGAUCACAUCAAAUCAUAUAAACCAUUGGGAGCAUCUUUUCCACCAUUGUUUACGAGCGAUGUUAACGGCCUGGAUGUAAUUAACUCCAGAAACAUUAUUCACAUUCGUUAUUUGCUUUAUCCGCAACACACUGAACAGUUUGUCUUGGCAGCUCCUAAGAGCAACGAGUUGGAUCCAGUUUUUGAGUUGCAAAAAAUCUUUCAAAUUCACUAUGCCCUUUUCUUCUCACAUUCUUCCCUUAUCAAAGAUAUUAUCUAUGAGAACUAUUGCAAACUGUUGGAAAGAGCUGUCGAAGAGGACAACUUUUCCGAUUUCAUGACUAUAAUAGAUCAGUGGAAUACGCUUAUGUUAGCUCUUUCGCCUUAUCCAGUGAAGUUUGAUCCAUCAAUUGACAUAAAUGAGGCUAUCAGAUUAUAUUUACCCUCCAACUAUAAAUUUCAGCCCACCGUCCUGGACCUUAAGUUAGACAUUUUCUAUUAUGACGUUCUUUCAGCUGGAGAAAUCAAGGAUUCUGAUAAAGAAACAAGCAUUGACCGUGCAACUUCUCCUCUUAUGCGCCCAACAGGUCCUAUAAAAGAUGCUGAUUCUGCCAUAGCCAAUAUUAUCACUAGGUUCAGAAACCUUCGACCACUUUCUUAUCCUAACGCUUUUAUACGGCUGUUGCAAAGAGUUUCAGAGAUCUCAAGAUUUGCCAUCCAACAAAUACUUCUUCGGGCUUACACGAGAAUCGUUUCUCCAAAUUCACGGAAACUCAGAUCGUACAAAGCUUUUACAGCCGAGGUCUAUGGAGAACUUCUUCCAUCGUUUGUCAGUGAAGUUUUAACCAAGGUGGACUUGAAACCUGAGCACAGUUUUUAUGAUUUGGGGUCUGGAGUAGGGAAUACUACUUUCCAAGCUGCACUAGAAUUUGGUGUGAAAGAAAGUGGGGGCUGUGAAUUAAUGAAUCAUGCUUCGGAAUUGACCUCUUUACAGGAAAUAUUUAUGCAGAAGCAAUUAAUUGUUUUUGGUCUAAAGCCGCUACCUUUGCAUUUUGCUUUGAACCAAAGUUUUGUUAAUAAUCCGGAGGUCAGACUGAAAUGUGUCGGCUGCGAUGUGCUCAUUGUCAACAAUUAUCUUUUUGAUUUUCCACUCAAUGUUGAAGUAGGGAAGCUAUUAUAUGGUAUGAGGCCGGGUUCAAAGAUUAUAAGUUUGAAAAAUUUCAUCCCACCUAGAUAUAAAGCAGGCACAGAAAAGACAAUAUUUGACUAUUUGAAAGUUGAGAAGCAUGAAAUGAGUGAUUAUCUUUCUGUUAGUUGGACUGCUAAUAAAGUCCCCUAUUAUAUUUCAACUGUUCAGGAGUCUGUGCAACAGGAGUAUGUUUAA
Clavispora lusitaniae ATCC 42720 is the source of this 3354-nucleotide messenger RNA. RefSeq names its product histone methyltransferase (gene DOT1). The record is from RefSeq and is a predicted model, not a curated record. Gene Ontology annotation, molecular function: histone H3K79 methyltransferase activity. NCBI's taxonomy places the organism in Eukaryota, Fungi, Ascomycota, Pichiomycetes, Serinales, Metschnikowiaceae. Gene Ontology annotation, biological process: DNA repair; DNA damage checkpoint signaling; regulation of transcription regulatory region DNA binding. Gene Ontology annotation, cellular component: nucleus.